AGAAAUCCCAUCGUCCCUUGCAGUAAAAUUACAUCUAGGUUGAGGUAAUUUUACCUUUUAUAUGCAUUGAUGACUCGAACCCAGCCACCUCCCCGUCCUUUUUCGAUCUGGUUCGAACAUUUUUUUAUUUUUAGAAAAGAAGCUGCGAACGGUUUCGGAGGUAUCGACGGCGAACAGCGGCAUGGUGCUCAGCGGCUUGGCUAGGUCUUGGCUAGCGCCAUGGUUGGUGUUGGCGGUGCAGGCUCAAAGGCGUGGUGCUCGGUGGCAUCGGCGAUGGGGUUCCUCGGUUCCGGGCAACGCAGCGGGCCUACAUCGACUGCGACCGCUUCGUCAUCUGCGCCGGCCAUGGCGGCACUGCUCCAUCUCGCGGGCUACGGCGGUACUGUUCCAUCUAGCGGGCUAUGGCGGCGUCACGUAUUUGCAGUUGCCUGUUUCGGAGAUCCAAGUUCUGCGUCAGAUUUCUGUCGUCAAAGAUCCGGGGUUACCGGCUUUAUUGAUUUAGGAGAAAGCAAGCGGGAAAACAGUGGUGAUCAAGCGAUCAUGGUUACAAGAGGCGGAUCAAAGACUAAAAAUAAAGCACGCCGUCGACUAUCUCACUACAUCUCCCCCAAAGGGGGGCUCAAGAUAGCGUGCACCCGCCAGUCGCCACAAAUCCAAGCUUCCCCUGAUGGCACGCAGGACAUCUUCCGUCCGCGGCAGCUUAUUUCUGAAAAUGCAAUCAUUCCGCUCCUUCCAGAUUUCCUUGGCAAUCAUCAAGAACAUCGACUUGAGACCCUUCUUAAAUCCAGCCGCUGUGAGAGCGAUCAGCCUCUGGCAGUGCCUGUGUGAGCCGUGGUGCAUCUCCCGCUUCUCCUUCAAGGCUGCGCAGCCGACCCUGGUGGACGCCGUCUGCCAGAUCGAGGAGGAGAAGGGGCAGUCCCAAAGGAGGUGGAUGAACCAGCUGCUUGCUCUGUGAUGCUCCAUCAUAUAUAGAUGUACAUAGUCCAGGGAAUGAGAAGUGAAUGCACUACCGGAUCAGGAGGUGGGCACCAAGAUCCAGCAAAGAGCAACUCCUGGUGGUUGUUAUGCACAGCCUCCUCCGGCGACUCCGGCCGACCAGUAGCAAAGAGCAGUGGCUGCGGAGGAAGCCCCAACAACUGAAAUGGCGCAUCAACCAGACGCUCCGUGACGUGCGGGGAUCAGUCGCCUGCAAAAUGAUGCUAUUUGGUGCGGAACUGUGAAAAUUAGAGCUUUUUUGGGGUUCCCGGGUUAGUGCUGUUACGCCUUUGAUCCGUUCCAUCUAUUGGUGUGGUGGAUCUGAGGAUUUUUAGCCAGUAAAGUUUAUCAGAACGGAUUAUGAUGCAUUUGAUUGUGUCAAUUACAUGGGUGCUGGAGUGUCUCCCUCUAACCAAAACUGAAUGGGGAAAGCAGAGUAGUAUGAGUAUCAUCAGUGUAUUUACAUUUGGUAAUGCAAUAUGAUGCAGGCGCACCUAUCCAUGGAUCUCAUUGUCCUUUGAUGUGAAACUACAUAUUGCAGAAAAAGAUGUUAUAUGCGUGAGGCUCUUCCCAUAAAUUGAUUUUAAAUUUACUAUUCACUUGCCUAUUAGUUUGUUUGUAGGAUAUUUGCUAUAUC
Triticum aestivum (bread wheat) is the source of this 1612-nucleotide messenger RNA. RefSeq lists its product as uncharacterized. The transcript is spliced from 4 exons. The coding region runs from base 220 to 828 and encodes 202 amino acids. Lineage: Eukaryota; Viridiplantae; Streptophyta; Magnoliopsida; Poales; Poaceae. The record is from RefSeq and is a predicted model, not a curated record.